AUGGCGAGGGAAUUGCGAAGCAAGAGGCGAAGGCGAGACCCGAGGGGACGACGGCGGAGAAGGCGGGGGAGGAGAAGCUCGUCCCGACGCAGCAGGAAGGGACUCCGCGCUGGCGACCAGCUCGUGGCCGCGCGUAACGCUGAUGACGACCGUGACGUGUCUGAGGGCGGUGAUGGUGACGAUAAUGGGGGCGGCAGCAGGGCAGGCGGCAGCAGGGCAGGCACGAGGCCGGGCCCACCUGUGGCGCUGAACGUGCGCGACGACCGCAGGGUGGACGAUGCUGCACAUCGCCAGCCACAUGGGCAACGUGCGCAUGGUGCGUGGUGCGGCAGUUACUGGAGGAGGGCACACGUGGCAGUGGACGAGCCAUCGCUGGGCCCGAAGCACGCGAGAGCAAGCUAUCAGUGUUCUCUUAGCACCCGUGCCUCAAAAUCCCAUUUUCUCUUUCUUUCCCUUUCAUCCACCCAGGUGCGGCAGCUACUGGAGGAGGGCAACGUGCGGCAGCUACUGGAGGAGGGCGAUGUGGCGGUGGACGAGCCAUCUCUGGGCCCGAAGCAUGCUAUCCUGGGCGUCCUGGGCUUGAGCAACCUAUCAGUGUCUCUGCACCCGAGCCUCAAACCGCUAUUUUUCCUAUCUUUUUCCCUGUCCUUCCCCAACAUACGCACCCCACCCACCCAGGUGCGGCAGCUACUGGAGGAGGGGGAUGUGGCGGUGGAUGAGCCAUCGCUGGGCCCGAAGUACGCAGGGGCGACGGCGCUGCACCCUGGCAGCAGCAGCGGGGCACAUAGCCGUCAUGGACGCACUGCUGGAGGGCGGCGCCAACAUCGAAGCGCGGCACCCGCGGUGCCUUUGGCUGUCAGUCCCCAUACUCUUGCUGGUGUCU
This is a messenger RNA of Closterium sp. Naga37s-1, 883 nucleotides long. Lineage: Eukaryota; Viridiplantae; Streptophyta; Zygnematophyceae; Desmidiales; Closteriaceae. The record is from the annotation of a GenBank genome assembly.